This is a messenger RNA of Temnothorax curvispinosus, 1602 nucleotides long. RefSeq lists its product as uncharacterized. Bases 155 to 973 code for a protein of 272 amino acids. NCBI's taxonomy places the organism in Eukaryota, Metazoa, Arthropoda, Insecta, Hymenoptera, Formicidae. The record is from RefSeq and is a predicted model, not a curated record. The transcript is spliced from 4 exons.
UACAGGCGAGGAAAUAUAUGGAGCACGGAGAAUUCCUCCUCUCUCCCCACUUUCCCGAAGACUCUCGCCGACUCCAUGGUUUUACGGGCGAAAUUCAAGGCGGGGGGCGACGGGCGGAAGAGGGGGCGGACGGGUCGUCGGCACGUCGGAGCACAUGCAACGCCAUCUUGUACGGUCUGGGGCAAGUGUUGCAUACACCGUCACGGCAAUUGCUGGCGCAAGUCUUCUGUGGGAAGAGCGAGCGGCCGGGAUUGCCCGUCGCCGCCGCGGCAUACUGUCGGUGAUUAGACGUGGCACAGUGCGGUGCCAAUACGGCGGUAACAUGGCGCAGUGGAGGCAGGAGACGAUAUUGAAGCUGAUCAGUGCGUAUCGCGCGAGGCGGCUCCUCUGGGACCACAACGCGCCGGACUACACCGAUCGGAGCAAGAGGAUCUACGCGUGGAAGGAGAUCGCCGACGAGCUCGGAUGCGACGUGAUGACGGUGGAGAGGAAGCUGAAGAGCCUGAAGACUCACUUCAUGUCGGUCCACAAAGCGUACGCGAAACGCAGGGUGAAGGCCGAUCUGAAUCCUGAUGGCAGCAUCGUCACGCCUAAGUGGUUCGCUUACGAGGCCUUGACUUUCCUGAAUAAAGGACGCUUGACGCGAAUCAAUCGCGAGACGCCGAACGUGGAGAAGCAGAAUCCCACGCCGGCCCCUAAUUGGCAGCCGCAGGAGAUUUCGUCAGGCCGUGACGAAUUCACAGUUUUUGCCGAGCACGUCGCCAUUCGGCUGAAGAACAUAACGGACGUGCGUGCGAGGCUUGUCGCGCAGCAUCAGAUAAACAACAUCCUGUUCGAGGCCGAGAUGGGAAAGUAUAACGUGCAGCAGCCCUCCUUCGUCCCGAACCAUCAGGAGAUUAUGGAGAACCUGGACGAGCCCUCGACGUCGCACGAGGAGAAAGUGAUAAUAAAUAAUAUUCCUCAAGCGGUCUAAUCGCUGAUCUUUCCUCCGCAAACGGGCGAUCGUUAUGUCCCGAAAUUUUCAGCGAGUCGUCCGUCUCGCGUCCCUCAUUAUUUAAGUACAUAUUAUACCGCCCGUAUUUUUUUCGGCGCGGUUGUUGACAACGACGGUGAUCUCUCUUCUCGUUAUUUUUGUGGUAAAUACUAGCGAACGAGAAAAGCCAUCGGCUUUAACGGCGAGUUUUUCCGCGGGACACGGCGAGAACCGCGUUUGGCAGGUUUGCUGAAUUUGCUCCGCCAGACGUGACUCUAUUUAUGUGCCUUCGUUUUGCCCGGCAUAUGUCAUAUCUUUCGUCGUUACAAACAUCGAAAGCCGCGUCCAAAAGCCAGCUUUCGUUUAGCGCGGCCAAUACGUACAUUACACACGCUGACAUUGCGCGAUAGAACUCGACGACGUUGGCGCUUUCAUUUUUUUUUUCACUCUCGUAUAUUCCGAGUAUAUAAAACGAAGUACAUAUGCAUAUAUGUGACACAACAUCGACUCACAUAUAUAUGUCGGCGAAGCGAAUCGAUUUCCGUCAAUUGUAUCUAAUUGUUUUACGAUAAUCGAUCCCGCCUUCGUUAAUUGUGAGAAUUGAAUAAAUUGUGGUCUGUAAAAUUGUA